ACGUUUAUGUCGGCAUUUCAAACCACAAACAAAAAUUUCUACUGCAAUUUAAUUUAAAUAAAAUAUCGAUGUGAUAAUUGAUUCAUAGAAUAAAAAUAAAGAAAUUUUCACCGAAAAAAAGGUCACUUGAAUCAGAUGCAUUAGAAAUGCAACCAACAAUUGAAGGGAAUACCGAUAGUGAAAUGAAAACGCAAGACAGUCACGAUGAGAAGAAUUGCAUCGAUUUGGAGCGCUACCGGAAUUUAGUGCGAACAUUCAUUGAUCUGCGACGAUAUAAAACAGCGUUGUUUUGGGCCGAAAAAACGGUUAUUUUGGGUGAUAAUCAAGCAAAAGACAUCUAUUGGAUGGCACAAUGUAUGUUUUUACUGCGUGAAUAUCAUCGUGCCGCGCACAUUAUUAAAUUCCAUGGAUUGGAAAAGACCAAUAUAUUUUGUCAUCAUUUAAUCGUUGAAUGUUUGUACGAGGCAAAAGAAUACACCGAGGCCAUCGAUUUAAUGAAUACCAUUGACUUGGAAUACUUAUCAAAUUCAGUUAUUAACUUAGAGGGUACAAAUGCCGACGAUACGGCACUACAAAUUUUGGCAACAGUUGAUAUCGAUGACAUUGGACCGAGCAAAUCGGAAGUUAUAUCGGCCAUUUAUUUUUUAAAAGGGAAAAUACUCGAAUCCAUGGACAAUCGAAAUAUGGCAAUGAAUUGUUACAUCGAAGCGUUACAUUUGGAUGUGCAUUGUACGGAAGCAUUAGAUGCGCUCGUUCAUCACGAAAUGCUUCUUGCAUCGGAGGAGCUAGAGCUCAUCACACAUUUACCAUUUUCAUCACAAUGCACCGAAAAUGAGAGUCGAAUCAUUGAAAAACUCUACAAGAGCAAACUAAAGAAAUACCACGAAUCAGCACUAACGCCAACAUCAUAUAAUCAAAAUCAAACACCACCGCCAAAUUUCGAUAGUGUGGCCACGAUUAAAGCCAUUUUGGAACAAUCUGAGAAAACACGCACGGAACGAACAAAUAUUGAUCUGAAACUGAGCUCCAAGGAAAAUCCACGAUUUUUCCAAACGCCAGAACAACGAAGCAAUAGAACACCAUCGCCACCGGCUUCUAACGUAAUCAAAGAAGGAAAAACUUCAUUAUACUCCAGAUUGAGUAAAAAUGAAUCUUUGUUGAAUGCAUCAAUUGUAAAUACAACACCAUUGCAAUCGAAUCGAGUCGCAAGCGUCAAAUCGAAACGCAAAGUGUAUAAAAGUUUGUCAGAGUCAAAGAAGACCGUACCAAUAUCAACUCAACGUUGUUUUGAACGUCUUAACCAAAGCAUUGACAUCUAUACGGAACGUGCAUCGCAUCUAUUCUAUAACGGCGAAUACAAGAGUUCGAUUGGCAUUCUAAAUGAAAUUUUAAAGAGUGAUCCAUAUCAUACUCCUGCCUUGAUUAUACUCAUCGGAUGUUUGAUCGAAUUGAAGGAAUACAGUAAAUUAUUUUGCAUCGCCCAUAAAUUGGUUGAUUUGUACUCGGAUCAGGCAAUUUCAUGGUAUGCUGUUGGUUGUUAUUAUGAUUUAAUUGGAAAAAGUGAUCCAGCAAGACGAUAUUUAUCGAAAGCAACAUCAAUCGAUCGACUAUUUGGUCCAGCGUGGCUGGCAUACGGACAUUCAUUCGCUAAAGAGAAUGAACAUGAUCAAGCAAUGGCAGCUUAUUUCAAAGCUACACAACUGAUGCGCGGAUGUCAUUUGCCACUUUUGUAUAUUGGCGUCGAAUGUGGUCUCACCAAAAAUUUCGAUCUAUCGCAAAAGUUCUUUUACCAAGCAAUGACCAUCGCUCCAUUGGACGUUUUUGUACUACACGAACUGGGAGUGAUAAAAUUCGAAUAUGAAAAUUUUGAUGAAGCUGAAGAAAUUCUUCGAAUCACAUUGGAAAUGGUAACAAAAAUGGCAAAUGAUAAUGAUGAACCGAUUGCAAUACGUUGGGAACCGCUAAUCAAUAAUCUUGGCCAUUGUUGUCGAAAAAAUAAGAAAUACGAUGAAGCGCUUAAAUAUCAUAAGAGAGCACUUGCAUUAAAACCACAAAAUCCAGCUACGUACACAGCAAUCGGUUUUGUGUAUGCAUUAAAAUUGAAUUUGGGACAAGCCGUUGAUUAUUUGCAUCGAAGUUUAGCAUUAAAACGUGAUGAUAUUGUUACAACAGCAUUACUCAAAUCGUGCCUCGAAGAUUUGAUGAGCGAGGAUAGUUUACCGAAAAGUUUAUCGGAUUCGCAUGUCGAUCAAGAUGUAGACGGUUUCAGUAGUAUACAAAAGCGUGACAUAAAAUCCAAACCACAUCCAAGCUAUCCAAUGAAAUCGAGCUGCGUGAAAAUCAACUUCGAUGAUGAAUCAAAUCAGUCACAAGGAUCCGAAAUGAUCGAUCUCGACAUGAGUAUGGAUGUUUAAAGCAAAGCUUGUUUACAUUUAAUCCCAUAUUAAUAAAAAAAAUCAAAUGAAUUUCAUUAAUGAA
Molecule: messenger RNA, 2478 nt
Organism: Contarinia nasturtii (swede midge)
Lineage: Eukaryota; Metazoa; Arthropoda; Insecta; Diptera; Cecidomyiidae
Gene: Cdc16
Product: cell division cycle protein 16 homolog
Exons: 8
Coding region: 147-2414 (755 amino acids)
Biological process (GO): cell division
Molecular function (GO): protein binding
Source: RefSeq, a predicted model, not a curated record